Molecule: messenger RNA, 4751 nt
Organism: Plectropomus leopardus (leopard coralgrouper)
Lineage: Eukaryota; Metazoa; Chordata; Actinopteri; Perciformes; Serranidae
Gene: sh3tc1
Product: SH3 domain and tetratricopeptide repeats 1
Molecular function (GO): protein binding
Source: RefSeq, a predicted model, not a curated record
CUGGUAGAAGCAUGUGAUGGUGAGGUGUUGACUGAUCACUGGGGGACACUGGACGGUCGGAGUGGACAUGUCAGCCAGGUCGGAGCGCAAGUACCGGAGGAGGAUCUCCGCAGACGGCCAGCCUCGGGAGGCGCCGGAGACACCAAACCGACCCGGCAGAAUGGUGCAUGGUUUGUCCAGAGACACCCCAAGUCUGAAGGGAACUGUAUCGACAUGUGAGGAAAGCUUCCCAACAGCUCUGCCAGUGCUGCUGGAUGUGGUCAGGGGUCCUGAGCGUCUUCCUGCAGACGAGGAGUUGCAGGAAAUGCUGAGAGGGAAACUGCGCAUUCUACAAGCUGACAGCACCGAGGUCAACGCUCUGUUCACGGAGCUGUCCACACAUCUCAUCUCCAUCAACAGUGAAGAAAAAGUGAUUUUUGUGAAAUUCAAAACUUUUGAGGAAAUCUGGAAGUUCACCACAUAUUACACACUAGGUUUCCUGGGUCGCUGUAUGGAGAAUCUGUUGUUAGACCAGAAGUUUUGGCUCAGUUCUUUGGAGGACCACAUCGCAAUCGAGGUCUCAAUUCAGGAGGACACUCUUAACCUGAUCUACAAAGGCAUCCUCAUGCAGGAAGGUUCAUUGUUUGCUAGCUGUAGUACCAACCAGAUGUUUGACAGCUCCACAUCUGGAGGUGACCUGUACCUAGAGCAGGGAGACAUAGCCCAGUUUGAGCCUCCCUUCCUGGGCUCAGGGUGGACAGUCCUCUGCCUGGCUGAUGGAGCCCGAGGGACAGCACCCAAACCUGUUCUGGAGCCAGUCGUCCCUUUUUAUCAAUGGUUUCUCAAAUCCUGCGCAGAAAGCAUUUUAGUUGGUGAUGGGAAACCUGCCUGUGAAUUCCCUCUGGAGUUUGCCAGAGGAACUUGUCUGGCCACAGAGGAGUACGAUGCUGAUGGCCCAGAUGAGCUGAGCUUGGCACCUGGUGAUUGCAUCAUCGUUGUGGGACUCCUGGUGUCUUGUUUUGAUUGGUUUACAGGGAGGAAGGAGGCGACGGGAGAAGUGGGUCUGGUCAAGACAAGCCUGGUGAAACCGUCCUCUGACAUCUAUGCCUCAGAAGAUAUUUUUUUGGACGGAGAGGAAGGGACAUUCUUCAGUCAGCAAGAGGACAAAGUCAUAAAGGAAACAACUGCCUCACUGAAAAAGAAAUCUCAAAAUGAUAUUGGUCAGAACUACAAACUGGAUAUGAUCAGUUACAAAGACUCUGAGAAAAAAACAUCACCCAGCUCUUCAAGUAAAGUUGAUACCCAGCAGCAGACUGACCUGAAGAGAAAUAUUCAGAGUAUUCUUGAUAAAGGCAGAGACUCACUGCCAGAUUCACCAAUGACCAUGAAUGGGACUUUAGAGGAUUCUGUCCUGGCUACAGAGGAAAAAACCACAAGCCCUCCAUGUUUUACUGUUUAUCCAGUUGUAGAAGGAAACAACAACACUGAGAACUUCAUUCCCCUCUUCUCUUUUUUGGACGGACAAGACUACAAAAAAGAGUUUGGCAUUCUCUAUAAGCUAAGUUCUGAACUCCUUGCCUCCUCCACCUUCACAGGUCACUCGGACGAGGACGAGCUGAUUGCCUUCCUGGGCGUUGCUAGGGAAACAGCCAGGAAGAAGCGACACUUUUGGUCACAAACUCGUUUGUGCUUUCUGUUGGGUAAGCUCUGUGCUGGGAGGUUAAAGUUCAGCCAGGCCCGGGUUUACUUUGAGGAAGCCCUCAGUGUGCCGCGAGACGGCUUCACGGACCUCAGACUACUGGCCAGCAUCUACUCCAACCUGGUCAGCAUAUACCUUUUGCAGAAGAAUACCGAAAGUUUCUUUGCCCUGACAGAGCGACUUGUUGCCUUGCUAUUGGGAAUCCCAUACUGUCUGGAAUACUUAGAGGAUAACUCUGCUCUUAAAUACAUCCUAAAGAAAGCUGUUCUCUCUCAGAACAAAAUGGCAGAGGCCCGAGCUUGUCAUCUAUUGGCGAAGCACCACUGGAAUCAUUCUGAAGGGGUGAAAGCUGUUCCUUAUCUUGAGAGACUACUUGUUCUUUGUGCUGAAGCUCAAAGCACAUGGGGCAUCUCUCCCAGUCAUGAAUACCUGACUCUUGGAAGGCUGUACAGUGAACUCGUACUUCCCCACCUCAGUGUCAGUUCAGCCAGGAGAGCUUCUCUGCAGCCCUCUGCUACACUGACGGACUGCCUUAGAAGCAUGGUUCUAGUUUUGGAUAAUGUCAGUAGACUGUCUGGUAUCUCACAACAGGAGACCUCCAUCCCACCUCAAGUUGCUCCAUGUUUAUACCAAGCCCUUUCCUCAAGCAAAGUCCAAGGAGAAAGAAAUGAUCAGUACCAUGUUCUGAGCCACCAGCUUACUCUUUGCCUUUGCCAACUCUUUUGCAAGCACAGAAUGGUUGGACGUGCCAUCAGCCAUAUGCAUACUCUCAUCAGCAACAGUCUAACCGCACUGCAAGUCCCUGUCUCUGUUCCAGAAAGAAAUAGUGCCCUCAUCUGGCUGGCAUGGCUUCAUAUUGACAACAAUCAGCCAGAUCUUGCUUUGGAUAUCCUGGAAGCUGUCCUAGGUUCCAUGCCAGAACACUGCACUACCCCCCAGGAAGGUGUGGUCCUAAACAUGCGUGGUGUGGCACUCCGAUGUAUGGGUGACAUCCGAAGGGCAGCAGAGAGUUACGAGGCUGCUGUGGACAUCUGUCAAGAGUAUGAAGACAUGCCAAACUGGGCUGUGGCUCAGGCUAACCUCGGGCUGUUAUGUCUAAAGGCUGGAGCCAAAAGACUAGCACAGAGACACCUGACUGAGGCCGUGCAGCUCUUCUCUGAGCUGGAUGAAGAAGGUCACAUUGCGAACUUCAUCACAGUGUUACUGGAGCUGGGGCAGCAUUAUGUGAAGCAGCACCAGCUGGACUAUGGGAAAGGAUGCUAUGAGUGGGCUCUGCUGCUGGCUAUCAACGCAAAUCUGUUAGACUGCCAGCUGACUGCAACCCAACACCUGUGCCAUCUGUAUGGCUGUGAGAGUCCAGACCAGGCCCAGUGCAUCAUCUACAGCCAGCACCAGGUCCAGCUGCUGAGACACACAGGAGACAGAGGACAGGAGGGUGACGCACUGGAAGCUAUCAGCCAGCUCUACCUCUCGCUGGGCACAGAAAGGGCAUACAGGGCAGCUCUGGACUACACCAAGAGCAGUCUGGGUAUUUUCAUUGACCUGGGCUGCAGGGAGAAGGAGGCGUAUGGCUGGCUGCAGGCGGGGAAGAUCUACCACCUAGUGGACCAGACUGAACUUGUGGACCUUUAUGUCCAGGCAGCUCAGGAUGUUGCUCUGAGUACAGGAGACACCAAGUUCCUUCUGAAGCUUCUGGAAGCUGCAGGAGACAUUUUCUUCAAUAGCAACCAGGACCGAGACAAAGCUAUCACCUUCUACAGGGACCGUGCCCUUCCCAUCGCAGUGAAGAGCAGCAGCGUGCACUCCAGGCUCAGGUUGUGUAAUAAGCUGACUGAACUGAUGCUCAGUCUCAAGCUGUAUGAGGAAGCUUUGGAGUUUGCGCAGACUGCACUACACAUCAGUAUCACACUGGGUGAGCGUCUGAAUGAGCGAGUGGCUUACCAUCGUCUGGCCUCUCUGUACCACUGUCUGGACCAGUAUGAACUGGCUGAACACUAUUACCUAAAAACCCUGACCCUAUGUCCGACACCUCUGCUGUUUGAUGAAGAGACACUGUACUAUGUCCGAGUGUACCGGACGCUGGGGGACAUCAUAUUCUAUGACCUGAAGGACCCGUUUGACGCUGCAGGCUAUUACCACCUGGCUCUAGCUGCAGCCAUGGAUCUGGGCAACAAGAGGUCUCAGCUGCAGCUGUGCACCCGCCUCGCCACCAUCUACCACAACUUCCUAGAGGACCGGGAGCUCUCUCUCUUCUUCUACCAGAAGGCUAGAGCAUUUGCGGCAGAGCUGAACGUGAGGAGGAUUAAUAUCUCACCGGAUCAACAGUAUAGCAGCGCCUCACAGUACAAGACCACCAGACAAUAGGAAAGACACUUUGAGAGGUCAAAUCUUUGUUUCAUACGAAAAACUAAACUUUAGCAGAUGGCUGGAUGAAUGUUCUUUUUUUGGUACAUAGAAAAAUAUGUUUCAUGAGAAGCAUUAUGUCUUAAGCAUUAAAACAACAGCACAAAUUUGACGAUUCCCAAAGGAAACCCCACCUUCAGAACCUUACUUGGAUAAGAUAAUAUUCAUCUAUUGCAUUGUGAAAACUGUAUGUUGCACACAUUCAAAACAUCAGGAUUCAACUUUACUCAGGCCUCUGUCAAUCCACCCACAGAAAAUGUAUAAAUAGAUAAAUAUAACCUAGAAUAUUGUAUUGUAAUUGUGUGUAAUUGCCUUAAAAAUUGGGUCGAUGUGCACAGUCAUUUAUGAAUUUUAUUCCUUUCCUUUUUGUCAUUUUUUUUGGAAGGAGAAGAAGAAUGCAGAUUUCAACUGAUCACUCAAACACAUGUACAUCAGCUGCAUAUAAUGAAAUCUUAUGUUUUCUGGUACUUGUUUUAAUAUUCCUUAUCUGGUGGCUUGCUCCUAUGUUUUCAGUUAGAGGCUCUAUGUCCAAGCAAAAAGUUAUAAAGACAGGAAACCAUUACGGAACAGUGGUAUCAUUAAACUGCUUAUCAGCUGGCUAAGUUAACUUUGGGUUUUCUUCUGCAGCCACAAGCAUAUUUAUGUAAAAGAGACAGAGCUGUAAAUUAAA